AUAGCAACAACUUUUCCAUCAAGAAGCCUAUAUUAAUUUUACAUAAUAAGCCAAGAAAAAUCAGAAACAUGCAGAAUCAGAUGAAAUAUGAUCACACUAACACAUUACAAAUGCAAAGUAGUGAGAGUAUGAAUCUAAAGGAAAAGAAGGUAAAAGAUUUAAUGGUGAAUAAGAAAAGACUAGUUGAAGUACCAUAUACAGCUUCACUAGGACAAACAAUGAAUACACUUGUAGCAAACAAGGUAGUGGCUGUUCCGGUGGCUGCGCCGCCCGGUCAGUGGAUUGGAGCAGGAGGGUCUAUGAUUGUUGAGUCUGAUAAACAAACAGGGACAGUAAGGAAGCAUUAUAUAGGGAUGGUUACUAUGCUUGAUAUUGUGGCACAUAUAGCUGGUGAAGAUCAUUUAAGUGGUGGUGAUGAUGUUACAGAAGAUCUUGAUCAAAGGAUGUCUGUUCCUGUUUCUUCCAUCAUUGGUCAUUCCUUUGAAGGACUUAGCUUGUGGACUCUCAAUCCUAAUACCAGCCUGUUAGAUUGUAUGGAAGUGUUGAGCAAAGGCGUGCAUCGAGCUAUGGUACCAACUGACAGUCAAAUAGAGAAUGUAUCAGCUGGAGUUGAACUUGUUGAAUCAUCUUCAAGCUACCAAAUGCUAACUCAAAUGGAUGUGCUUAGGUUCUUGAAAGAACAUGACAGUGAACUACAUAGUACUCUGCAUUCACGUUCUGUUCAAGAUUUGGGAGCUAUCAAUGAGAGGAUUUAUGCCAUCACGGAUCGUACCAAACUCAUUGAUGCUAUCAAAUGCUUGAAGGCUGCUAUGUUAAAUGCUCUUCCUAUUGUUAGAGCUUCUGAUGUUGGUGAUGAUGAUCACAAGCAACUUAUCAAUGCAAGUCUUCUCAUUCUCAUUAAUUUUUUUCCUUAUGGAAGAUGCAGGAAACUUAUAGGUACAUUUUCUGCAACUGAUUUAAGAGGAUGCUACAUAAACACAUUGAAAUCAUGGUUGGGAAUAAGUGCACUUGCAUUCACUGAACAAAUUGCAACAAGUCCAUUGUACACAACAUCAGAAACACAGAAUGAUAUUAGUAGCUCUAGAAGGGAGCUUGUAACAUGCUAUGCUGAAUCUACUUUAUCCGAGGUAAUUGACAAGGCGGUCACAAAACAUGUUCAUCGAAUCUGGGUGGUUGAUCAAGAGGGUUUGCUUGUAGGUGUUGUGUCUCUCACAGAUGUUAUUAGAGUUAUAAGGCAAUCUAUGCUAUCAGAUGCAUGAAUAUGUUU
Messenger RNA from Trifolium pratense (red clover), 1267 nucleotides. RefSeq names its product SNF1-related protein kinase regulatory subunit gamma-like PV42a. The record is from RefSeq and is a predicted model, not a curated record. NCBI's taxonomy places the organism in Eukaryota, Viridiplantae, Streptophyta, Magnoliopsida, Fabales, Fabaceae. The coding region runs from base 69 to 1259 and encodes 396 amino acids. The transcript has 3 exons.